Messenger RNA from Etheostoma spectabile (orangethroat darter), 2271 nucleotides. RefSeq lists its product as uncharacterized. Bases 1 to 2271 code for a protein of 756 amino acids. Gene Ontology annotation, molecular function: calcium ion binding. The transcript is spliced from 11 exons. The record is from RefSeq and is a predicted model, not a curated record. NCBI's taxonomy places the organism in Eukaryota, Metazoa, Chordata, Actinopteri, Perciformes, Percidae.
AUGUUAUCUUAUGCCCCGGGCACUUCGGUCCAGCCCUUCCGCGCGCCCUUGCACCCCCCCGCAUGUCUCUAUGUGGCUUCUUUCCUGCCUCCCGGGGGGGGCGGCUCGCCCUCCGUUUUGACGCAGUCCUCACUACCCCCGCCCCCCGUCCGCACCAGCUGGUGCCCCACCACACUGGGUGUGGCAACCCCCCGUCAUGAACCCAGAGACAACGGCAGUGCCUUCUUCGCCCUGCGGAGCUGCCAGCAGCUUCUGCAGAGUGACGCCGGCGAGUUCUUCUCCCCGGAUUACCUGUGCUCCAACCCGCCUCUGUGGUGCAACUGGACCAUCCAGGUGGACCCGGCAAAGCGGAUCCAUCUCCACCUGGAGGACCUGACCCCCUCCGACGCCUGCCACCUCAAAGAGGACCAGGUCCACCUAGACGAGCCCGUCGGACAUUUAAAUGCUCACAAAGUUCUUCAGAAGUGCUGGCGGGAGGCCAAGUACACGUCCUUGUCCAACAUUGUGUAUGUGGUGCAGCUGAUCGGGGGCUGGCCCAGCUCGCCCUACAGGGGCUUCCACGGCCGCUACCAGGCCUUUGGACCCCCGGUGGUUUACAACCCGCAGGAGGGAUUGCCACACAGGAAGUCAAAACCAUCUCCUGGAAUCCUGGACUUCAAUGAACUUGUUAACGGGGAACAGGAGGAGUCAGAGCAUUCGUCGCCGACUAGUUCUGAUCUUACGUAUGAUUAUUUUAGCCAGUCUUCAGACGGGGGGGAUCCCGAGGAGGCCGCAGACCCUGAGGCGGAUGAAAACCACCAUCCAGUCUCGGAGAACUGGUACACAGCUGUGCCGGCAUCCACACAGGGGUCCUUUAGAUCGGGAAGAGGUGCCACUAAAACCUCUUCUCGCCACUCUGACUCAGCCGUCUCUCCUGCAUCUUCACAGCAGCAAGGCGGCGGUCCGAGACCACGGGGAGCGGGCAGCCCGGCUGCUAAUGUGGCGGAAGCGAGGCUGUCCGAGGAGGAAGCGAGGCUGUCCGAGAGGCUGUCUGAGGAGGAAGAGAGGCUGUCUGAAGAAACUAGGCUGUCUGAGAGGCUGUCAGAGGAGGAAGAGAGGCUGUCUGAGAGGCUGUCUGAGGAGGAAGAGAGGCUGUCUGAGGAAGCGAGGCUGUCUGAGAGGCUGUCUGAGGAGGAAGAGAGGCUGCUGUCAGAGAGGCUGUCUGAGAGGCUGUCUGAGGAGGAAGCGAGGCUGUCUGAGGAGGAAAUUUCAAACCGGCUUCCUUUUCCCUCUGAAGCAGCAGAGCCAGCACAGACUGAGCCGACUCUUUCUCACCCCAACAUGGUGGAGCCGCUGUCGGACCACCGAGGACACGUCAACGUCAGAAAUCGCUCUGAAGUUCCACAUCUUCCCGGCGGUGAGUAUCGGACGGAUGACGAUCAACUUCACAGGAAUGUUAAAGAUCGGCUGUUUGAAGUGACUGUCGAAGUGACGUUCCUUCCGGGUGUGAAGGAGUCCUGGCACAACGUGUUCCUGUCGCUGCUGCGCUCGGUGAAACACUUGAUCAGCAAGCAGCUGAGGCGUCUGCACACGCCGCUGUCCAUGAAUACUAAAAGAUUAAAAAGCGGCCACGUCAACUCCAACCUGCACGGCCUGGCUGGCGCGGCCGUCGGUGCCGGCCAAUGGGACGCCGCGAUCUCCUCGGUGUCGGUUGCAGAUGUGAACGAGUGCGGGACCCAGAUGGUGCUGUGUGACAUCAACGCAGACUGUGUGAACCGGUUUGGUUCGUACUCGUGCCGCUGCAGACCGGGCUUCCGGGACGAGUCCCGCCUGGGGUCCGGAGGGACCGCCUGUGUUGAUGAGGCGGCUGCAGGUUGCGGCUCGGCCCAGUCGCCCGAGGCGAAGGGCGUCUACGUGCUCUUCUUCCUGCUCAGCUCGCUCCUCCUGCUGCUGCUGGCGGCGGCCGCGCUGCUGUACCACCGCCACCGCCACGGGGCCUUCCUGCUCGGUUGCCACGGCAACGGCAGCAUCAACAACAACAACAACAACCACAACAACCACCACCACAGCCGCCAUCACCACAACCACCGCCAUCAACACGACGACGACGACGCCUACUCCAGCCCCCCGGACUCUGACCUGCCCCCGCCCCCCCCGCCCGCCCGGAGCUUCAGGGAGGGGUGGCUCCCGGCGAAGGAGCGCCCCCCCACCCUGGACCUGCAGCUGCUGCGCUUCAGCCAGCUGCUGCUGCCCGACGCCUACGCGGAGCCGCAAGAAGGCGGGAAGAAGUGA